Messenger RNA from Rhodofomes roseus, 1905 nucleotides. RefSeq lists its product as uncharacterized. The transcript has 2 exons. Lineage: Eukaryota; Fungi; Basidiomycota; Agaricomycetes; Polyporales; Fomitopsidaceae. The record is from RefSeq and is a predicted model, not a curated record. The coding region runs from base 1 to 1905 and encodes 634 amino acids.
AUGGCCAAGCCUCCCAAGAGCAGCUCCAGCAACUCCCGCCCCGCACGCACGCCGCGUGUCUCUCCCACCCACCACAGCGCCCGGCGACGAGCAGGCCCCUCCCCCUCCCCCGCCGUCCUUGGUCUCGUCGCGACUCUCGCAUCAGCCGUCACCGCCGUCGACGGCUCUCCGCUCUCUACGCCGCCCCCAGACUUCCUCUGCCCCCGCCUAGCUGCGACCCCCACCGCCCAGGCGUCCACCACCGUGCCCAGAAAUCGCCGCCGCCGCCGAGCUGCAACCCCAUCGACAUCCACCGCACAGUCCUCCAGAUCCGGGCCCGUGGCCGACAAAUACGUGUCCUGCGACGACGGGAGGUGGCGCAAAACAGACGUCUGGACACUGUAUGGAUCUACGUUCUGCGCGGGCACAACGUGCUCCGCGACACCGACUGCUACAUCGACGACAGUCAUUGACGGAGAGGCUUCCGUCACUACUACCUCAGUACCUGCCGCCAUGACAGAGAUGGACAUCUCGAACGGGGACACCCUCCCCUCAGGGUGGAACAAGCUAUCAUAUGCCCACGACGAUCCUCUCACACCAGUCAUCAUCACACUAUCAGUGGUGCUGGCCAUAGGUAUAUGCGUGUUCAUCGUGCUCUGCGUGGUGUGGCGGAGGAAGCGGACACGACGGCUGAGGGAUCCGGAGAGGCGAGGACGAAAGAAGGGCGAGGACGAAGACAGCAUCGAGGAGGGACUGCAGCGCAUGAAGUCCCAGCAGCGUUCAUGGGCAAGAGCAUCCGCCCGUUGGAAAGCGAAUGUGCGACAAGCAGCGCGACGUCGACGGAAGCACACCCCCGCUACCACCAAAGACGUUGACACCUGCUCCCUCGUCGACCGACCAGCACACUCCUCGACCAUCUCUCUCCGUUCAUCUGCCUCACAGUCGAGUUUCUCGCACAGCCUCACGGACGCUGCGUCUUCCGGUCGUCGAGACUCCUAUGACCACUCAAGCUCCGCACCCCAGGAGACGCGCUAUCCAACUAACAGACCUCCAGCAUAUCUUCCAGAACUCUCGAAUGCACCAAUAGCGCCUUCCAGGCCUUCCUCAUCCGCAGCUCUUGCAUCCUCUUCCCGUCCAGCCUACACCAAAUCGGGCCUUCCCCUCGACUGUGUGCCUCGUCUUCGUGCAGCUGACGGAGACGAUAUUCCACCCGCAGACCCCUUCAACGCUGGUCAUAUCGCGACGGAUGACAAAGCUGCGCUCGCUCGAAUGGCGUCGCUUGCGAGUGCACCGCCAUCCGUGAGCGGCUCGCGCUCCGAGGAGGCGGGAGAGCCCUCGACAUUGCUCGCUUUCGUCCCUGUUCUGGAAGACGAAUUCGAGCCUAUCCCGCCCGAACUUCGGAUCACGGACUGCGACGACAAUGUGGGGAUGUAUGCAGAUAUCUCCGGCCGGAGGGAUGCGCCAUCCCCGGAUCCGUCCUCCCACCUACCAGCUUCAGGCACCCAGACGCCCCCCUAUUCACGUGAGCCUUCCCCGCAUCCAUCCAUCCUACCCGCACCGCCUUCCAGAGGACGUCUCGCUGCGCCCACUUUCUACGAAUACCCUGUCUCGUUCGAGGAAGAUGUAUUGUCGGCUGAGCCGGAAGCGGGUCCGUCGGCUCCCCCAUUCGACCCUGGCGACACCCUCGCCGCGAGUGCGCCGCCGAUGGACCUGGAUUAUGAUUCAAUGGACUUGGGUGCGCUGCCCUCUGCACCUCCAAUGGAUGAUCUUGAUGGGCAGCCGUCGCCUGAGAUGCUGGAUGGUGACCGCUGGGACGCAGUUUCACGGCUGUCAACUCGUUCAGUGCUGCUGUCCGAGCGUUCCGCCGGUCCUUUGGUGGUGCCUGAUCAUGAUCCGCGUGCGAGCCCCCCGCGCUAUAUCCCGUAG